UCUUUCUCUCUCUAGAACAAAAAAGAGGACCGAGAAGAAAUAUAUAUACAUAUUAUAUACACACACACACAUCAGAUCUGUCUCUAUAAUCAUCAGUGUGGGAAAUAUAGGAAAGCUAUGUCUUCCCUAAGCAGAGAGCUUGUGUUUUUAAUACUUCAGUUUCUUGAUGAAGAGAAGUUUAAGGAGACCGUUCACAGGUUGGAGCAAGAAUCUGGCUUUUUCUUUAACAUUCGUUACUUUGAGGAAAUGGUGACGAAUGGAGAGUGGGAUGAGGUGGAAAAGUAUCUUUCCGGAUUCACGAAAGUGGAUGAUAACAGAUAUUCAAUGAAGAUAUUCUUUGAGAUACGAAAGCAGAAGUAUCUAGAAGCUCUGGAUAAGAAGGAUCGUGCCAAAGCUGUUGAGGUUCUAGUGAAGGAUUUGAAGGUGUUUUCAGCUUUUAAUGAAGAUCUUUUUAAAGAAAUAACACAGCUUUUGACUCUCGAGAACUUCAGAGACAACGAGCAAUUAUCCAAAUAUGGAGACACCAAAUCUGCCAGGGGUAUAAUGUUGGGCGAGCUUAAAAAGCUGAUUGAAGCGAAUCCUUUGUUUCGGGAUAAGCUAAACUUUCCAACUUUAAAAAAUUCAAGAUUGCGUACUCUUAUCAAUCAAAGUUUGAACUGGCAACAUCAGCUGUGUAAGAACCCGAAGCCGAAUCCAGACAUAAAAACUUUGUUUAUUGACCAUUCUUGUGGACAAUCACAACCUAAUGGGGCAAGGGCUCCGUCCCCUGUGAAUAAUCCAUUAAUGGGUGCUGUGCCAAAGCCAGCAGGCUUUCCACCUUUAGGUGCUCAUGGACCGUUUCAGCCUGCACCAGCAGCAGCUCUUCCUACAUCUCUAGCUGGUUGGAUGGCGAAUCCCUCCCCAGUGCCUCAUGCAUCGGCUUCUGCUGGUCCUCUUGGUUUCAAUCCUGCAAAUAACCCUGCUUUAUUAAAGCGCCCUAGGACUCCCCCAACCAACAAUCCUGCUGUUGACUAUCAAACAGCCGACUCUGAACAUGUAUUGAAGAGAACAAGAACAUUCGGCAUUUCUGAUGAAGUCAAUCAUCUGCCGGUUAAUAUCUUGCCUGUUGGUUACAGUGGUCAGAGUCACGGUCAAAGCUCUUACUCAUCUGAUGAUUUACCUAAAGCUGUAGUGAUGACCCUAAAUCAGGGUUCAGUAGUUAAGAGCAUGGAUUUUCAUCCAGUACAGCAGAUUCUGCUCCUUGUAGGAACAAGCACCGGAGAUAUCAUGAUAUGGGAACUCGGUAGUAGAGAAAAGCUUGCCCAUAAGAAUUUCAAGGUUUGGGAUCUUGGUGCUUGCACAAUGCCUUUGCAGGCCUCUUUGUCUAGUGACUAUUCUGCAUCAGUCAAUCGAGUUACCUGGUGCCCUGAUGGGACUCUAUUUGGCGUCGCAUACUCGAAGCAUAUUGUGCAGAUAUACUCUUACCAUGGUGGUGAUGAUAUCCGAAAUCACUUGGAGAUCGAUGCUCAUGUAGGCAGUGUUAAUGAUCUCGCCUUCUCUUACCCUAACAAACAACUUUGCAUUGUGACUUGUGGGGAAGACAAGUUAAUAAGGGUUUGGGAUGCAGUGACGGGAAAUAAACAGUAUACAUUUGAGGGUCAUGAAGCACCUGUGUAUUCUGUAUGCCCACAUUAUAAAGAAAACAUUCAGUUUAUAUUCUCGACGGCAACCGAUGGGAAAAUAAAAGCAUGGUUGUAUGACAAUAUGGGUUCAAGAGUUGACUAUAAUGCACCAGGUCAUUCAUCGACCACCAUGGCAUACAAUGCAGAUGGAACAAGGUUAUUUUCGUGCGGUACAAAUAAGGAAGGGGAAUCACACAUUGUCGAAUGGAAUGAAAGUGAAGGAGCCGUUAAGCGUACAUAUAACGGGCUCGGGAAGCGAUCCGUUGGGGUUGUGCAAUUUGAUACAACCAAAAAUCGGUUUCUUGCUGCUGGUGAUGAGUUUCUGGUUAAAUUUUGGGAUAUGGAUAAUGUUAACUUAUUGACAACUGUUGAUGCUGAUGGCGGGCUACCGGCUACUCCUUGCAUACGAUUUAACAAGGAAGGGCUUCUUUUGGCUGUCUCAACAAGUGAGAAUGGCAUCAAAAUUCUUGCGAAUCCAGAUGGGAUGAGGCUACUAAGAACCAUGGAGAAUCGUUCUUUUGACCCCUCCAGAGUUGCAUCUGCGUCUGUUGUAAAGAGCUCUGCAAUGAGUACAUUUGGUGCUGCUAAUGCUUCUGCUGGACCAAGCAUUAUGGAUAGAGUUACACCAGCGCCCUCAAUGGUUGCAAUGAAUGUUGACAAUCGGAGUUUGGUUGAUGUUAAGCCAAGAAUCGGAGAUGAGUCAAUGGACAAAUCGAGAAUAUGGAAACUGACAGAAAUCACAGAAGCAUCAGAAUGCCGCUCCCUGAGGCUUCCAGAUACAACAUCUUCGGCAAUGCGGGUUUCAAGGUUGAUUUACACUAAUUCAGGACUUGCUAUAUUGGCUCUAGCAUCCAAUGCCGUCCAUAAACUAUGGAAGUGGCAGAGAAAUGACCGGAAUUCAACUGCGAAGGCUACUGCCAGUGUUGUCCCUCAGUUAUGGCAACCGACAAGUGGUAUCUUGAUGACCAAUGUAAUUAGUGAUACAAACCCGGAAGAAGCUGUUCCGUGCUUUGCACUGUCAAAAAAUGACUCUUAUGUCAUGUCUGCGUCAGGGGGGAAGAUCUCUUUAUUUAAUAUGAUGACCUUUAAGACUAUGACAACAUUCAUGCCACCUCCACCUGCUGCUACCUUUUUGGCAUUCCAUCCACAAGACAAUAAUAUUAUAGCCAUAGGCAUGGAAGACUCUUCUAUUCAGAUAUACAAUGUCCGCAUCGAUGAGGUCAAAACUAAGCUUAAGGGCCAUAAUAAAAGGAUUACAGGCUUGGCCUUCUCUAAUGUGCUUAAUGUGUUAGUAUCUUCUGGCGCCGAUUCCCAGUUGUGUGUUUGGAGCACAGAGGGAUGGGAGAAGCAAACCAAUAAACACUUGCAAAUUCCACCUGGACGUGUUGCAGCCCCUGUAGUGGAUACUCGUGUACAAUUUCACAAUGAUCAGACGCAUCUGCUAGUUGUCCAUGAAACUCAGAUAGCCGUCUAUGAAGCGCCUAAACUUGAACACCCCAAGCAGUGGGUCCCUCCAGAAACUAGUGGUUUGAUUACACAUGCUACUUAUUCGUGCGAUAGCCAGUCAGUUUACGUGAGUUUUGAGGAUGGAAGUGUUGGUAUUCUUACUGCAUCAACACUCAGAUUACGAUGCCGAAUCAGUUCCACCUCAUACUUGCCAUCCAAUCCAAAUUCAAGGGUGUAUCCACUCGUGAUUGCUGCACAUCCAACCGAAGCCAACCAAUUUGCACUAGGACUGACUGAUGGUGGGGUGGUUGUACUCGAGCCACAGGAACCAGAAGGGAAAUGGGGCACCUCACCUCCACCUGAGAAUGGUGCUGGCCCAAGCAGUAUUACUGCAGGGGCAACAAGUACAAUCGAUCAAGCUCAGAGGUAACCUUUAAAGAUUGAAGAGUUAGGUACAGCGGUCAGUGUAGGCAGUGGAUACCUGGUACAUGUAGUGUUAUAGGCUACCUUUAGAAUCAGGUAUAGAUGGUGUAAAGCAAAUCUUAAAAGAUAUGUUCUCAAGAUGAUUCCGUCAAGUUAUUGUUUCGGAAGUGAGUUUAUUGACACCAUACAAAGUUUUUUUUAUGUAUGAACUUGAGUCGAUAUCAACCCUUUUUUAGUUUGAUUUUAUGGAAAUGUGACAUCAUAAUUAUUACUAUUUAUAAAUGCAUUAUUCAGUUGUUUCAUUA
Molecule: messenger RNA, 3835 nt
Organism: Erigeron canadensis
Lineage: Eukaryota; Viridiplantae; Streptophyta; Magnoliopsida; Asterales; Asteraceae
Product: topless-related protein 4-like
Exons: 25
Coding region: 118-3537 (1139 amino acids)
Biological process (GO): regulation of DNA-templated transcription
Molecular function (GO): protein binding
Source: RefSeq, a predicted model, not a curated record